AUGAUGAAGAAUGCCGACAACAUUCUGACGGAGUACAGAUUCAGGAGCGGCCACAGACCCUGCAUGUCUACCUUCCAUAAGUGGAGCAGCAGUGUGUCCCCUCUUAGUACCGGCAGUACUGUGGAAACGAUAGAAAAUAUCUGCAAAGUUCAAUGUGGAAAAAGCAACGUCACCCUCGGCAACUCAACACAGACUUCAGGAACACUAACUUCGCCUUAUUACCCAAACAACUAUCCCGACAAUGCUCGGUGCAUUUGGUUCAUCACAGUUGAUGAAGGCUCCACGAUUGCCUUCCGUUUCUCUGUGUUCAAUACGGAGCAAAAAUGGGACACGUUGACCAUUGGCAACAGCCACGAGUCCUCCGAUGGUGACUCUGUUAUUGGUCUUUGGAGCGGUGUCCUGACGAAUCUAUCCGUCGUUUCCAAUAACCACUCGGCAUGGAUGAAGUUUACCAGCGAUUUUUCGGUAACCAAGAUCGGAUUCGAGGUAAAGAUCACUCAAGAAAGCUAUGAAGGUUUUUGCGGGAAAAGAAACAUCAUCCUCAACAACUUAACCCAGACUUCAGAAACACUGACUUCGCCUUAUUACCCAAACAACUAUCCCACCAAUGCCCGGUGCAUUUGGUUCAUCACAGUUGAUGAAGGCUCCACGAUAGCCUUCCGUUUCUCCGUGUUCAAUACGAAGCGAACACACGAUACGUUGAUCAUUGGCAACGGCCACGAGUCCUCCGAUGGUGACUCUGUUAUUGGACUUUUUAGCAGUUCCCUGAUGAGUCUAGCCGUCAUUUCCAAUAACCACACGGCAUGGAUGAAGUUUACCAGCGAUUCUUCGGUAACCGAGAUCGGAUUCGAGGUAAAGAUCACUCAAGAAAGCUAUGAAGGUUCUUGUGGACAGGAUGAAUUUGCAUGCCAGGAUGUAUCCUCUGGCUUGAUUUGUUUGGCACGUGACGACACCUGUGAUCGUGAUAACUUUGCACAUUGUCCAGAUGGAUCAGAUGAAUCUAAAUGCCUUCCAUGUGGAAAAAGUAACAUCACCCUCAACAACUCAACGCAGACUUCAGAAACACUGACUUCGCCUUAUUACCCAAACAACUAUCCCGACAAUGACCGGUGCAUUUGGUUCAUCACAGUUGAUGAAGGCUCCACGAUAGCCUUCCGUUUCUCCGUGUUCAAUACGGAGCGAAAAUGGGACACGUUGACCAUUGGCAACGGCCACGAGUCCUUCGAUGGUGACUCUGUUAUUGGUCGUUUUAGCAGUUCCCUUACGAGUCUAGCCGUCUUUUCCAAUAACCACACGGCAUGGAUGGAGUUUACCAGCGAUUCUUCGGUAACCGAGAUCGGAUUCGAGGUAAACAUCACUCAAGAAAGAUCUGAAGGUUCUUGUGGACAGGAUGAAUUUGCAUGCCAGGAUGUAUCCUCUGGCCUGAUAUGUUUGGCACGUGACGACACCUGUGAUGGUGACAACUUUGCACAUUGUCCAGAUGGAUCAGAUGAAUCUAACUGCCUUCCAUGUGGAAAAAGUAACAUCACUCUCAGCAACUCAACACAGACUUCAGAAACACUGACUUCGCCUUAUUACCCAAACAACUAUCGCUACAAAGCUCGGUGCAUUUGGUUCAUCACAGUUGAUGAAGGCUCCACGAUUGCCUUCCGUUUCUCCGUGUUCAAUACGGAGCGAACACACGACACGUUGACCAUUGGCAACGGCCACGAGUCCUCCGAUGGUGACUCUGUUAUUGGACUUUUUAGCAGUUCCCUUACGAGUCUAGCCGUCUUUUCCAAUAUCCACACGGCAUGGAUGGAGUUUACCAGCGAUUCUUCGGUAACCAAGAUCGGAUUCGAGGUAAAGAUCACUCAAGAAAGACCUGAAGGUUCUUGUGGACAGGAUGAAUUUGCAUGCCAGGAUGAAUCCUCUGGCUUGAUUUGUUUGGCACCUGACGACACCUGUGAUGGUGAUGGCUUUACACUGUGCCCAGAUGGAUCAGAUGAAUCUAACUGCCUUCCAUGUGGAAAAAGUAACAUCACUCUCAGCAACUCAACACACACUUCAGAAACACUGACUUCGCCUUAUUACCCAAACAACUAUCGCGACAAAGCUCGGUGCAUUUGGUUCAUCACAGUUGAUGAAGGCUCCACGAUUGCUUUCCAUUUCUCCGUAUUCAAUACGGAGCGAACACACGACACGUUGACCAUUGGCAACGGCCACGAGUCCUCCGAUGGUGACUCUGUUAUUGGUCGUUUUAGCAGUUUCCUGACGAGUCUAGCCGUCUUUUCCAAUAACCACACAGCAUGGAUGAAGUUUACCAGCGAUUUUUCGGUAACCGAGAUCGGAUUCGAGGUAAAGAUCACACAAGAAAGUUCUGAAGGUGAGUAG
This is a messenger RNA of Patiria miniata (bat star), 2373 nucleotides long. RefSeq names its product CUB and sushi domain-containing protein 1-like. Gene Ontology annotation, molecular function: protein binding. The record is from RefSeq and is a predicted model, not a curated record. The transcript has 10 exons. Lineage: Eukaryota; Metazoa; Echinodermata; Asteroidea; Valvatida; Asterinidae. The coding region runs from base 1 to 2373 and encodes 790 amino acids.